CAUCCGCGAACGAAGACGUACACGUAUUAUCAGUCUAGCUAUAAAGGUUAAUCCUGAAAGUAUUUUACAACUGAGAAAUCCUGCAGAAAUCGCUCAAACGCUGUUUGGUGUCACAAUUUAAGUAUACAAAGUUUUAAAGUUCCAGUGAAUUUAAAAUAUGGAAGAAAAUUCCGAAACAAAAAUAGAAUAACUACGCACAAAGUGAAUUAGUUCGAUAAUUUGUUGAUUUUAAAGGGGUUGAUUGCUUACUAACGGGAAAACUUGUACGUUUGUGGUUUUUGUAAAGUGGGCCAUUGGUGGUCACAGUGUAGUGUGUUAAUCUAAGUUUUUUACCGUAAGAACAACACGCGGCUGGUUAGCUAAAGUGUACUAACGACGAUAUCGUGGUUAACGUGAUUCAAGCUACCUGUCUCCAACAAGAAAUUAAACAUCCAGUUGACUUCUGCAGAACGCAGUUCCGUAAAAAAGUGAUUAUCAUGCAACCUAUUGGCAACUGUUGCAGCAACAUUGUCGUGAAACCUAAGCACAUUAUUGGCUGUAUCAUUAAGCACAAGAACAAUCGAAAGUUUAUCAAACGCUCGUUUAAGCGAAUGUUUUCGUCAUUUACCUGUUCGAGCAAUUGUGUUUGUGGUUCCACUACUACUGGCGUUACGAGAACAAGUACGAUUGAUUUCAUGGACCGCUUGGACUUUUUGCAGCAGUUACAAAUGAAUGGCAUCGUCAAUAGAAUGUUGGGGGCUCACAACUCUCAGCUCAUCCAUUGGUGAAGCUUAAAGCGUUAAAAUUUCAAUACAACUCAACGGAGAACUAAUUUCUCUAUCACAAUGGCAAAGGCAACUGGAAACGCAAGCGAGUCCCGUUCAUGGCGAGAGAUUCAGCUUGUCCACAGUGCACAGCAACUUAGAGCAACCGACGCAGCAGCAGCAGCUAACCCAUCAUCGAAGAAACGAAUUUUCAUUCGUCUACGCAAAUCCAGCACCAGAGUACAACAGUGCGACAAACUCAGAUACGCAAGUCUAUCAGCAGAUAUCGACAAUACCACAAGGCAGUACCACAAACUGUGGUGCGUUAGGAGAGCCUAUCUGGACAGAAAUAGAGGCCAUGGAGAGAACCGAUUUGCCGUCAUCUCCGCUGAUCCAGUGGCAAAAUUGCAGCAUGUUCAUGGUCGCUACGGAGCCCUUGCCGAGUGGCUUCAGCAACGAAAGCGUUACAAUAGGUGAACAGCUGAAUACCCCUGGACCAGAGAAGGUUUGCAAUUUUGAGUAUGGACGUUUCGAAAACCUCGGAACAACCGAAGCGAAAGUUAAUUUAACAAACGUAUUUAGUACCAGCAUCACUAAGAGGAACGAAGAAGAUUGCAACAACAGCAGCAGCGAUACGUGUAUGCACGACAAAAUGAAGGAGUAUCCAUUCGAAAUGGAAUAUAGUAACGGUAACAAUCCAAUGACCCCACCAUCAUCUGUAAAAAAAGAACCGUCUAUGUCACAUGAAUUCAAGUGUUGGGAACUCGAAUCAUGUCUUGAAGAAGUUCUUCUAAGUCCAGCGAGCUACAUCAAUACACCGCUCGGAAGUAUUGGUGUGGCAUCUCCGGGUAGCGUCUCGGGCGAUACGGAACAGAAACAAACCGACGAAUUAGAAACUUGCAUCGAUUUCAACACAAUUGCAGGCGGCAGCGAGGACGAAUUAAGCAUCCCUCUUCACGAAGAAAUCGAACAACUUUCAAAUUCUUUCUACUGCAAAUCAAAUAAUCUGGUUUCCGUAAAAGUCAACUCUGCUAACGGAGCUGAUGCCGUAUCGCCCAGUUUUCUUCAAUUGCUAGAAAAGGAAUCCAUCUUUUCUGUUUCGGAAGGUAACCCUAGUGUAACCAGUGGAACCGUCAACAACGAAAAAACAUCUCCCGUUGCGGAUAAAAAUUUAUUCAAGAUACAACCUUCAAUUGUCAACGCUUUCUUCAGUGACUCUUACGAUGAUGAUGAUGAUGAUCUAGAAAAACAUAAUCCUGAGCUGGAAAACAAGGAGCAAGAUAAGCAAAUGCAAAAUUUAACAGUCGCAGAAGCGAGGCCGCAAGCUGCACUGUAUGACAUCUCUAACGGAGAUAAAACCUUUAAUAUUACUACAACGCAAACGCAACUAGAACACAAUUAUACUAUUAAGCUACCAUUUGAAAAUGGCAAGAGCCACCAUUUACUGAGCAAAACUACGGUGAAGGAAGAAAAUCUAUCACAACUUUUUAAAGCGAGAGGGCCACAAGCAUCAAUACCUCAGAAACCGCCAGCCGUUAGGCGAAAUCUGUUCCAACGGAUAAACAAUAAAAUGUCCGAGGAUAACCGUAAGCACCAUAUUCCUGAACUAAAAUUGAUCAUACAGCCUGCGGGUGGCAUGAACAUGAUUGCCACAACGCAGAUGAUAGUUAACACCCCGGAGCUUACCAACGACCUGCUCGACCUGGAAGCUGAAGUCCUAAAGAAAGAGGAUGAAUUCGAUCUUCUGACUUACAUCAAUUCUGGAACGGACUACGACGUCAUAGCAAAAUCUCCAGCUGAAGAAAAACCAGCCGUUUUGUUUCACGAAUCCGAAGACAACGUUGACGAACCACUUCCAACGACAUCAGUCGAGCCAAAGCCACGGUCAACCAUUUGCGAUGCAACACUAAGCGAUCUUUUCAACCCAGCGAAACGCAAGCUGCCGACAAUUACGAUCAACGAUAUUGACCAGCUGACGAUAUCUACCAACAAUAGCAACAAACGUUUCCGGGGAAGGAGUGCUGCGACAUCGGCUGCUUCAUCGGUGUGUGGAGAUAACGCAUCGGAGGCUUCUUCUUCGGUGCGCCCCGUUAAGCGCCGCGGUCGUCCGCCGAAAACGUCCAGCUCCAUCCGGGAUCGAUCCGAGUAUCAACAUCUGAGUGAAGCAGAUAUGCGCUAUCGCGAACAACGCGACAAGAAUAACGAAGCAUCGCGCAAAUCGCGAAUCAACCGAAAGGAUCGAGAACAUAAGCUUGAAGAUGAAGCGCAACAGCUGAAUCGACAACACGAGUUGCUAGUCAAAGAGGAGCAGCAACUGAUUAAAGAAUGUGAUCGCUGGCGAAAAGCUGUUAUGCGGUUGGCGCUUCUGUAAAAGGUAUAUGAAUUAAGCAGUACGUCUCUCUCUCUCUCUUUUAUCAAUUACGAGAAUUACAAUUUUAAUUUUUAUAACUUAACGUACAACUUGCUCUAAAAGCAUUGAAAAAUUUACUAUGUUGUAUAGAAAAUUAAUUCGAAAAUAAUACAAAACCAUAAAAAUUAUUCAGAAAAUAUACUGUACUUGAAAGCAGAAAUGAUUAUGAUAAAAACAUGCUGCUAGAAACAUUCGUAGUCGAAGGAUGUAUUUCAUUUGCUGUAAAUUUGUAACUUGAUUUUAUAUUCAUUUAUAUUACAAUAAAGAU
This is a messenger RNA of Sabethes cyaneus, 3421 nucleotides long. RefSeq lists its product as uncharacterized. NCBI's taxonomy places the organism in Eukaryota, Metazoa, Arthropoda, Insecta, Diptera, Culicidae. Gene Ontology annotation, molecular function: RNA polymerase II cis-regulatory region sequence-specific DNA binding; DNA-binding transcription factor activity, RNA polymerase II-specific. Gene Ontology annotation, biological process: regulation of transcription by RNA polymerase II; DNA-templated transcription. The transcript is spliced from 4 exons. Bases 1102 to 3114 code for a protein of 670 amino acids. The record is from RefSeq and is a predicted model, not a curated record.